CACAUUAAUGUCAAACCGAGCUCGUGUGAUAAUAGAGCCGAACUACCUGUGCUGGCGAUACUGAGAUUGCGAGUUCGUCAACACGGACAUGAUAUGAUGGCCCAGUCUCGUCUUGCCAAGGUUUCUAUCGUACAUGUCGGAAAUAAGCAACAAAACAAAUCAGAAUUUAGUUGAGUGAUGCUAAAUUGUGCCUCAUACAUCCAACAAACAAACGGAAGACGCUAUUCCAAGUGUGCUCUUAGCCAAAAAGCAGCCUUUUCCGUCAACUCCUGAAGUUGAUUCAGUGAUCGGAGAGCCCCAUUAUAUAGCCUUACCGCCUUAACAAGUGCCAAUGAAUUGGCCCUUACGCCUUUGAGUGCGAAGCGAAGAAGAUAAUGGACUUGGCUGAUAUCGCAGAAGGGGGCAUUACCAAUCCGGCGUUUUUGGAUCCCCAAGAAAGUCCAAAAGGGAGGAAAAAAGUCGACCGAUUUGGAAUCGCGGAAAAUCGAGUCCAGCCCACCACGAUCGAGGACGUGGUUGAGGAAGAAAAUCAAUUGAUUAAGAACAACUGCAAUCUGUUCAGGCUCAUUCCAUUGCCUUGCUUUCGUAUAUUUCUCAAGCCCCAAUGGAUCCUCGUGUUCCUCUGCUGGGCCUCAACCAUUCAAGGUAUGGUAGUCAACGGAUGCGUGAAUGUGGUUAUAUCCACAAUUGAGAAACGUUUUGGUCUCCAAUCCGCUUUGAGCGGGCUGAUCGCUGGAAGUUACGAUAUCGGCUCCAUGCUCGCAGUCAUCCCCGUCACGUAUUUUGGGGGGCGUCUCGGAUCCUCCAAACCUCGAUACAUUUCAUCAGGGCUUUUAUUGAUGGGUCUUGGUUCUCUUGUGUUUGCACUGCCUCACUUUUUAACCGAUCGAUAUGAGUUUGAAGUUGAUGCCGAUGGAUUAGCCAACCCAUUGGACUUUUGCACUCCAGGAGACAAGGACACGGGCAAAUGCGAUGCGAAAAAGUUUGUUUCCGACUUGUCCAAUUUUAAGUACUUUUUCCUGCUUGGACAAUUCCUUCACGGUGUGGGAGCGGCUCCCCUUAUUACUCUGGGCACCACUCUCUUGGACGACUCUGUGAGCAAGAAGAGUUCACCACUCUACAUUGGUAUUUUCCAGACCAUGUUUGUGAUUGGACCGGCUAUUGGUUUCAUCAUGGGUGGACACUUCUUGGGUUCAUACACGGACUUCGAUGUCCUCGAUUCGGACGAAGUGAUCCAAAUCACAGCCCAAAGCCCCCUCUGGAUUGGAGCCUGGUGGGUGGGAUUCGUGAUAGCGUGGGUUUGUGCCUGGUCAUGUGCUCUCUUUUUGGGCUGUUAUCCCGGCGUUUUGCCGGGAUCAGAACAUCACAACGAAGUGAAAGACUCGGAUGGGUUCUCGACCCUGAAGCAAUUACCAAAGGCGAUUUAUGUGUUACUCACUAACCCUACUUAUAUGUUCAUCAACUUGGGGAGUGCCAUGGAUGGGUUCUCAAUUGCUGGUGCCUCCACGUUCUUGCCAAAAUUCAUGCAAUAUCAAUACGGCCUAAGCCCGGGCUUGGCCGCCAUGGUCGUUGGCUUGAUUGUAGUUCCUUGUGGCGGAGGUGGAACCUUCAUUGGUGGUUACAUCACCAAACGCUUAAAACUCACCCGUUCGGGAGUGAUCAGAAUGUUUCUGAUGGCUCAAUCGAUUAAUGUCCCUUGCAUUCUGGCCUUCUUUUUCUAUUGCGAUAAUCCGCAAUUUACCGGGAUAACCGUCCCCUAUUCAAAAACCGAUUCUUUAGAUGGAUCUCUGCUUGACUCUUGUAACCAAGACUGCCAUUGCUUGGACUUCAAAUUCAAUCCAGUAUGCGGCAGUGACGGCCAGACCUAUUUCAGUCCGUGUCAUGCGGGUUGCAUUGAUUCCACGGUCUCAACGGGUCAAAUCACAAAUUAUACCUCAUGUGCCUGUGUCAAUGGAGACAAUCCGAUGGUUUUCAAAACUCCUUGUUCGCCCGGAUGCAAUUCGAUGAUUGGCUUCAUCGUGGUCAUAAGUCUCUCCAUGUUUUGUACCUUCAUGGCAGCCAUGCCUAACGUUGUUGCUACCUUACGGUCAGUAGAGCCCGUUCAUCGCUCUUUAGCAUUGGGCAUCGAGAGCAUCGUCUCGCGAGUCCUAGGGACAAUCCCUGGUCCUGUGAUCUUAGGAUCAAUCAUAGACUAUGCAUGUCUCCUUUGGGAAAAGCGAGAAUGCCACGAAGAUGCGGGGAGCUGUCAAUUUUAUGAUAACUACAGUAUGGCCAUGGCCAUGUUCCUAGCCCUCGUGGUGGUUAAAAUUCUAAGCGUGGUGGCAUUCGCUUUCGCCUUAUUCUUCAGCCAGCGAUCUCAUAUCAAAGAUGAAGUGGAUUAAGACUCCCAAACUGUCAUUGUCAGUCAGGACACACCCGACAUCCCGGUACCUUCCAGUCGACGCAAUGGUAGCCCCUAGCUACGAUUCAAGUGAAAGCGAUAAACAUAAAUCUGUACUAUGAUACAGAAUAAAGUUGGUGAUUAUUUGUCCCACGA
Molecule: messenger RNA, 2536 nt
Organism: Tigriopus californicus
Lineage: Eukaryota; Metazoa; Arthropoda; Copepoda; Harpacticoida; Harpacticidae
Product: solute carrier organic anion transporter family member 4A1-like
Exons: 7
Coding region: 375-2381 (668 amino acids)
Biological process (GO): sodium-independent organic anion transport; transmembrane transport
Cellular component (GO): membrane
Molecular function (GO): protein binding
Source: RefSeq, a predicted model, not a curated record